Miscanthus lutarioriparius is the source of this 621-nucleotide messenger RNA. Lineage: Eukaryota; Viridiplantae; Streptophyta; Magnoliopsida; Poales; Poaceae. The record is from the annotation of a GenBank genome assembly.
AUGGUGGCCGCGGCGAGGGUGUGGGAGGUGAAGGCGGAGGGCCUCCUGCGGGGCGCGUGCGCGGCGCUGGCCGCGGCGGCCGCGCUGCUGGUGGGGCUCAGCACGCAGACGGAGACGGUGCUGCUCGUCACCAAGAAGGCCACCGUCAAGGACGUCCAGGCGCUCUGGGUGCUGGCGAUGGCGGCGGCGGCGGCGGCGGGGUACCACCUGCUGCAGCUGCUCAAGUGCUUCUACCUCGGCCGGCGCGUCGGCGGCGGCGCGAGCCCCUGCCGCCGGAGCAGCAGGGCUCUGGCCUGGACAUGCCUCCUGCUCGACAAGGCGUGCGCGUACACGACGUUCGCGACGACGGUGGCAGCGGCGCAGGCGUGCGUGAUCGCGCUGGACGGCGCGCACGCGCUGCAGUGGACCAAGCUCUGCAACAUCUACACCCGCUUCUGCGAGCAGAUCGCCGGCAGCCUCGUGCUCGGGAUGCUGGCCGCCGUGGGAACCGCCGUCCUCUCCGCGGCCUCCGCGCGCAACGUCUUCCGCCACUACUCGCCGGGGACCCACGCGCGCACUAGCUCUGGGCCCAAAGGCGUCAGCUGGGCCGGGUGUGCUUCUCGCCUUCUCCGGAGAAUCUAA